AUGCGGAUUUUCCUCCCCAUGUACCUGUAUCAUCACUGGCUCUUAGUAGUAGUGAAUGCAGAGAACCGUCAGGUUCAAGGUUUCGAGCGUUAUAUGAAGCACUUGCCAGAUGAAGACAGGAAUGAUUAUAAGUGGUGGAAAGAUUUGGAUGUCACCUCUUGGGACAUCAACACAUUGCAAGGGUUGCCGCAUCAGGAGGACAGCACAUCCUGUGGCCUCUUUGUGCUCAAAUUCAUGGAGCACUGGAAUGGAAAUAGAUUACAGAAAGACUUCAAUCAGGAACUAAUUGAUAGAUUUAGAAGGAAGCUGGCAGCCAUACUUGUGAAAUCCACCCUUAAUGAGGUGAAGAUUAAGUUUCUUGGAAAUGGAUCUCCACUUAGCUAG
Molecule: messenger RNA, 384 nt
Organism: Phragmites australis (common reed)
Lineage: Eukaryota; Viridiplantae; Streptophyta; Magnoliopsida; Poales; Poaceae
Product: ubiquitin-like-specific protease 1A
Exons: 3
Coding region: 1-384 (127 amino acids)
Biological process (GO): protein desumoylation
Cellular component (GO): nucleus
Molecular function (GO): deSUMOylase activity
Source: RefSeq, a predicted model, not a curated record